AUGCUUCUCCCGCCACAGAUCCGCGGCCUCAUCACCGGUAUCUUCCGCAGACAGUCUACAGACUCAACCUCAGGUUUAGACUCAGCAAAUGUACCGAAUCAAUGCUUUGACGCGUGCAAUAGCGCUGCUCUUGAAGCCCAGGCCACGAACAACAUUGAUAUUAUCUGCGCGCCAAACUCCGUGUUCCUAGAUCUACGUUACCACUGCACGACCUGCCUUGAGCGCUUCAUCGCAGCCGACAAUGGCACAGCCUCACAACAGGACUUAGGUCCCACGUUCUAG
Messenger RNA from Aspergillus calidoustus, 282 nucleotides. The record is from the annotation of a GenBank genome assembly. Lineage: Eukaryota; Fungi; Ascomycota; Eurotiomycetes; Eurotiales; Aspergillaceae.